CGUGUGUGUUCCCUGGCGAGAGCCCCGGGUAUCCUGCCGGGUGCGUGCGCACGGUGUACCCCGGUGUGUGUGUGUGUGUGUGUGUGUGUGUGUGUGUGUGUGGCCGCGCGCUCCUUGGAGCCGGACACUAGCCAGUCGUGUGCACCUUGGAGUGACUGCGCCCCAGGUGUCUACAGGAGUAAAUGCGGAAUUAGCACGCGAGUGAGGGAAGCGGUCCAGUCGGUGGUCACACCAGGACUCCAGCGCAAAGGACACCUUUCUUUGGCAAAAAUGUCAGUGGAUCCCCUAUCCAGCAAAGCCUUGAAGGUCAAGCGCGAGCUGAGCGAAAACACACCGCACCUGUCGGACGAGGCAUUGAUGGGGCUGUCGGUGCGGGAGCUGAACCGGAACCUGCGCGGGCUGUCGGCCGAGGAGGUGACGCGGCUGAAGCAGCGGCGCCGCACGCUCAAGAACCGCGGCUACGCAGCCAGCUGCCGCGUGAAGCGCGUGUGCCAGAAGGAGGAGCUGCAAAAGCAGAAGUCCGAGCUGGAGCGCGAGGUGGACAAGCUGGCGCGCGAGAACGCAGCCAUGCGCCUGGAGCUCGAUGCGCUGCGCGGCAAGUGCGAGGCGCUGCAGGGCUUCGCGCGCUCCGUGGCCGCCUCUCGUGGGCCCGCGGCGCUCGUGGCUCCAGCCAGUGUCAUCACCAUUGUCAAGUCCGCACCGGGCCCCGGCCCCGCCCCUAGUCCAGACCCCGCUCCCGCCGCCUGCUCCUAGUGCCAACCCCCACCCUCCUAGCCCCACCCCUUCUCCAAGCCACGCCCCCUCGGACCCGCGCCCUUUCCAAAGUGCCUAAGCACUUAUCUGUUCCCAGGGUCCCCUUUCUCUGCCACCACUAUCCCCUGUGGUGAACCCACAUUCCUUUCCUGGGCUCUGUCUUCCUUUUGCAGGCCCCCAAACUAGGACCUGAUGGCUCUGGAGAGGGACAGCUUUGCUAGGUUGGAGGUGUUGGGGUUCUGGGGCUCCCUGGGCUGAAAGAUUGGAAGAUUGGAAGGAAUAGAGAUGGCUCCUCUGAGACUGGUGGGAGAGGGGAAAGGACGAAGAGGCUUUGGAUGAUGCCAAUUAUGCCCUUCCCACCCUCCCAGGAUUCAGGACUGGGUGUGGCCCUGCGAUGCUGGGAAGCUGAACUCCAAAGACCUCCCACCUCUACUUGGGGCCUGGGAACGCCAGCCUUUCCCAAGCUAGGAGAGCCUUUGGAAACCAGUGAAGCUCAAUUAACAGAUGGGGAAGUAGUCAAAACAGUGCCCACAGCCACAGCGCUUACUCUGGAACCCAAAGCCGGGUCUUCCCAUUGCUGUCCUAACGUGCCAGCCAUGGAUUUCACAGGGGGACAGUGGACAAGGACCGAAGAAGUCGCGGGAGGGCCUCCGUGACCUGGGAGACAGUGCUACAUGGCAGGAGAGAAGCAGAGGGAGAGAGAAAGUGACAGGGAAGGUGGGGACGGAAGGACCACCCCUGGGCUCUGCCUGUGGCAGCCAGGGGCCCUGGAGGUGGCUGGCCAGCCAAAGAGAAGGGACAAGGAAGGUGAUCACUGUGGCAGGUAGACAUCCCAAAGCAGGGUGUAUGUUGGAGUGUUCUUGUAAUUUUCACUUUGACCCCGAGUAUCCAUGGUGGGGUGGGAGCUGGUCAAUGGUCUCCUGGGAAGUCUGGCCCAGCACCCCCCCUCAACACUGUAUACAGCUGCCCUUCCCCACUCUUUAUUUAUUGCACGAACCUAAGUUAUUCUCCCCAGCCAGAGCCCAGUGCCUGUUCCUUGGGAAAUGUAUGAGUUCUGAGCUGGACUUUAUAUUUUGUAUCUACAAAUAAAUCACAUUUUACUUUAUAUUUAGGGAAAGCUGGGAUGGCAAUAACAAAAUUUUUUUAAAAAAAUUGCCCAGCCCCCAGAAUUUAUUUAUUUUCUGACUUAAAGUGAGCCAGUUAUCUGCCUUGUGUAUUUUAUAGACUUUCUGAAUAAAGUCAAGUUCUCUUUUUCCACAGAGAACUGUA
Nannospalax galili (Upper Galilee mountains blind mole rat) is the source of this 2022-nucleotide messenger RNA. RefSeq names its product MAF bZIP transcription factor F (gene Maff). Gene Ontology annotation, biological process: regulation of transcription by RNA polymerase II; regulation of epidermal cell differentiation. Lineage: Eukaryota; Metazoa; Chordata; Mammalia; Rodentia; Spalacidae. The transcript has 3 exons. Bases 271 to 753 code for a protein of 160 amino acids. The record is from RefSeq and is a predicted model, not a curated record. Gene Ontology annotation, cellular component: nucleus. Gene Ontology annotation, molecular function: DNA-binding transcription factor activity, RNA polymerase II-specific; RNA polymerase II cis-regulatory region sequence-specific DNA binding.